AAAACGCUGAAGAAAAAUGCUAGGCAAAAGCGUCGCGUCGUUUACUAAACCUAGAUACUAACUAAGUUAGGACUAGAUCGAGAUUUGUGGUGCUUAAGAUCUAUUUCUACUAUUGUUGAUCUUUACAAAUUACAUAAGCUAUGUCGACAAAUACAGAUCCACCUGCUACACCCACUGAUGAUGUUAUCGGUACUGGUAUACCUAAACAGACAACAGCAGCAACUACUGGCGCUGCUCAGUCACAAUCGACGGAAAUAUCUCAUAAAACGAACAAUUUGCAAAGAAUAGCUCAGAAAAAAAUGCUUGUUAGAAGUUUUCCUCGGAACAAAAAACUUGAAAAAUUGGCAGUAUAUUCUACAUGCAAGUCAGAAGGCUGUAAAUGUAAUGGAUGGAAAAAUCCUAACCCACCGACUCAGCCAGGAGCUACUGAUCCCAUACCUCCUGUUGUCAGUUUAACAGACCCUUGCAAAAGCUGCAGACACUCCCUGGGGGCUCAUGUCUCACAUUUAGAUAAUACAGAUGAAGAAGAGUUGAACAGACUUUUACGAAUUGUCGUAGAUGUUGAAAACUUGUUUGUCUGUGUCCACCGGGAGGAAGAUGCUGAGGCAAAACAAGUUUACUUUUAUUUAUUCAAGUUGCUGAGAAAAUGUAUUUCAAACAUGAGUACACCUUCCAUUGAAGGAUCACUAGGAACACCGCCAUUUGAAAAACCAAGCAUUGCAAAAGGUGUCACCAACUUUGUGGCCUACAAGUUCGGAACACUGGCUCAGAAAGAAUGGCAGACUAUGUAUGACCUGGCUAAAAUGUUUCUGCACUGUCUCAACCAUUGGAAGUUAUGGCCACCAGCCAGCAGGGGCCAGCAAGUUGAUGAAAAAGAUGAGAAUGAUUACAAGCUAAAUUACACUAGGUGGCUUUGUUUUUGUCAUGUUCCAGUUUUUUGUGACAGUCUCCCACGCUUUGACACAACACUCAUAUUUGGUCGCACACUUCUUCGUUCAGUCUUUCAAACUAUGAGGAGACAACUACUAGAUAAGUUCAGGGCAGAAAAAGAUAAAAUGCCACCAGACAAGAAAACUUUGGUUCUAACUCAUUUUCCCAGGUUCCUGACAAUGUUAGAACAAGAGGUCUAUGGAAGCAGUUCACCAAUCUGGGAUCCUGAGUUUGUACAGAAUUCCUCCAACAUGCCUUCUUUAGCAUCAACAGUUAGUCCAAGUGGAGCUGCUGGUGUCAGUGGCCUGAGUCGUUUCACAUCUACCACAGUGGGGACUGAUGCUUACGGAGCACUGAACAUUAGUCCUGGCCUGUUAAGCAGCGGACGUCGUUCAUCUAGGUCACAGGAAGCAGCUGAGAAAAGAAAAGCGGAUGAAGCUGGUCUCAGUGAUGGAGCCAAGAGACCAAGAAUUGAUGGAGAUAUUCCUAAAGAGUUACUGGAAGAAGUGGUUGCGGACAUGACCACUGAAGCUGAAGGUGAUGGCACUAUGCUUGGACCAGAGACUCUGUGUCCAACCAAUGCUGCUAGAGACGAACAAGCCAGACAGGAAGAGAAAGAUGGAAAGAUUGAUUUCCACAUUAUCAACAACUCUCUGAGUCACCGUCCAACCAACCAAGUUUUUAUUUGGCUCAUUGAAGUUCAAAAUCUCUUCUCUCACCAAUUACCCAGAAUGCCUAAGGAAUAUAUUACACGCCUUGUAUUUGACCCGAAACAUAAAUGUCUUGUGCUAGUGAAACACAAUCAUGUGAUUGGAGGCAUUUGUUUUAGGAUGUUUCCCACCCAAUGUUUCACAGAGAUUGUCUUUUGUGCUGUGACAUCCAGUGAACAAGUGAAGGGCUAUGGUACGACCUUGAUGAACCAUCUAAAAGACUACCACUUGAUUCAUAAUAUAACUCACUUUCUGACCUUUGCUGAUGAGUUUGCUACAGGUUACUUUAAGAAACAGGGUUUCUCAAAGGAUAUCAAGCUACCUCGCGCACAGUAUCUGGGUUAUAUAAAAGACUAUGAAGGCGCUACAUUAAUGGGUUGUGAGUUGUGUCCUAGAAUCAACUACACAGACUUCUCCAGGGUCAUAAGGAAACAGAAGGAGAUCAUUAAAAGAUUGGCUGCAAGGAAAAGUUUAGAAACAGAAAAAGUCUACAGUGGUAUCACACUGUUUAAAGAAGGUGUCAAGCUACCAAUCCCAUUGGAAUCAAUACCUGGCCUGAUAGAGUCUGGCUGGAAGCCACCCAUCAAGAAAGAAAAAGAAAACCAGAUAGAUCCAGAUCAACUCUACAAUCAGCUCAGAACCAUCUUGCAACAAGUUAAAAGUCAUGCCAGUGCAUGGCCAUUUCUCAAACCAGUGGACAAAUCUGAGGCUCCAGAUUACUAUGAUCAUAUCAGGUUUCCCAUGGAUCUGCGCACGAUGGGUGAGAGACUCAAGAACAAAUACUACGUACACAAAAGCCUGUUUGUAGCAGACAUGAACCGCAUAGUGACCAACUGCAGAUCUUACAAUGAGCCAGACACAGAGUAUUACAAAUGUGCCAAUACCAUAGAGAAAUACUACAUCACCAAAAUGAAAGAGGCAGGACUUAUGGACAAGUGAAAUGCUACAAGAUAUAGGCAAUGAGGUUAAUACAUUACUGUGAAAAUUACAUUGUAUUGUUUUAUUUGUAAUGUUUCACAGCUAUAAGUCUUGAAGUAAAUGGUCCAUACCAUGGCUAAUGAUAAGGUCAUAGAGGGCAUCUGUUGAUCUAUGUGGGAGACCACCUACAUGUAGGAGGUCACAGAUACAAUUGAUAUUGUUUUUUUUCAUUUGAAAAAAGAUUGGACCCAUUGUCAUAGAUCACCUUCAGUGAAGUUUUGCCAGUUAAACACUUGGCACUUUGGUGUUACUAUUACACAUUGUGCUAUGAUUUAUUGUAAUGCAUUAUGUCUAAUUCCAAAAUUAAAGGUUUAAUAAAUAAAAAAAAAAAAUAACUAUAUUGUAGUAUUUAUGUCAUUGCAGUUUUUCUAAUUGCUGUUGACAAUGUUAAAAUAGGUUUGUUUAUAAAUUUCGAACUAAAAUUCCUUGUGUACAUAUAAGAUGCCUUACAAAAUAUUAUUUUUGUGAGAACUAGGUAACUUGAAAUGGAACCAGUAAGUAAAGGGAAGUAGCGCUAUUCUGUAUAUUUGAUCUUUUGUCGUGAAUGAAAUUAUAUCUCCGUUCAUUCAAACUGUUGAAUGUACAGUAGAUCUUCAACCAAUUGACUUUUCCUGGUGUUUUCUUUCCCCCUGUCUGCUGCAUUUUGCCACAUUUAGAUUGAGAGACUUUAAUGAAAGCCAGAGACUUGAAAUUGUAUUCUUUCCACAUCCAAGUAAUAUGUACAAUGAUUGUGUGUUGUUGUUGUUUUUUUUUAAGAAGUUCAUUUGAUUUAUUUCCUGGUAAAAAGAAAACUUUGAAUUUUUCUGUGCACUGUAUCUCUUUUUCACCCACUCAUUAUAAGCAAGCAGUCUUGUGUGGCAUUCAAUAAAUCUUUAUCAUGCUGAUAUUAAUCCAUUUCUAUCUUCACAUUGUUUAUGUGUGCAGGCCUAGUCCUGGUUGGUGCAUCUAAUGAGGGACAACAUAGCACUGGCAAAUCCAGGGAGGGAGAGUAGAAAUUACAAUUAUGUUUACUUAGCUCACUAAUAUAUACUAUCACUUAUUUGUGAUUAACAUUUUCUUAAUGCCCUAAUAUCCACACAUUCACCAACCGAUCUAAAAUUUAGUGUGUGGAGCAGGUCUACAACAUUUUAAAUGUUAACAGGAGGGUGAGUGACAGCUGUCUAAAUAGUAACACUUAAACAGACUGCAGAGAAUGUCUGUGGCUUAAGAAACCAUAAAGCAAAACAAAUAAUGCAUUAUUUUCUACCUAAAAAUGACAAAAACAUGCUUUAUUUUUGGUUUGGGGGGGGGGGGUGAGUUAGUGAUCUCAAAUAUACUUGAUAUUUGUCAUUUUUGUAUUCCCAAAAUUGUGGUAGGUUAGAUGUGAUCACCCCUUUGCCCUUACCUCUCUACAUAUUUAUUAGUGUCUUUUGUACUCAACUACUUCAUGGUUUCUAUAAUUAUGACUUGAGUGACUAGUUCUAAUAUUUUCUCAAACACACUCAUAUAUGUGUACAUUUUAUUUUUAAAUGCUAUAACAUUUUUAUGAACUUGUUGCAAGCCAACACAAAAUCUUUAUUCGUUAAAGCCAUAGCCUUAGGUAUUAGUUCUUUAUUGAAACAAUACUAAUUGUCAUAGUCAAAUUGAAGAAAAAAAAUAAUAUAAUGGGCGUUACACAUAUAUAAAAAUGAUUAAAUUCAGUCUAAAUAUAUUAAAAAGAUUUACAUCAAUGUACACAAUGUCUUCUCUGCAAAAUAAAGAUUCUUUUCUUCAAUUUUCUUUAACCAAAAACAGCGAUGCUAUGAUGAAUAUCUAUAUGGAUGUCAUGAUAAGUCUUCAUCAGUAUCAGCUUGUCUGUCUCAUUUGUGAGCACAUCAGGAUGUUCAAAUAAAAUGUUGGACAUGACCUUUCCCUUGUUGCCCUUGAGACUGCUGGUCAAAUGCCAAAAAGAAGUAGGAAACUAUAAGCAGUAUCUAAAAUAUACACAGAGAUGAUAGUUGCACAAAUUGAAAGCUUGGAUUGCUGUUUUCCGUAUCAUGUGUGAGCUCUGUGUUGACCAAUAGUGUCAUUGUUCAAUGAGAAUGGUGUUUUGCUUUCUUUAUGUCUAACUUCUGUUUUUACAAGUACUAAAAAAAAAAAGUUCUGUUAGCACUAAAUAACUCAGACACUUGCAGAAACUUGGUGUCUUGUCGAAUCUUAAGUCAGAUAUCAGACUUUCUAGCAUGGGGAUAAAAACUGCUGCCAUGGGGCAUUCCUCUUUUGAACACAUGUCAAUAUUUACAUUGUCUACUGGCCUGUCUAGGAAUCUUAACCCUUUGAACCCUCAAUUCCCUGCGCUUACUUUCCUUUUCCCCUGGGCUCCUGAUAAGUGUAAUUUUUCACUUAAACAUGCACAAAAACAAACUACUGUAUUGAAAAUUUAAAGUGAACUAUUUUAUUUUGAGAGAAAUAUUUUAGUCUCUUUAUCUCCAAAAUUCCUUUCUUGGUAUGCCAGUCUUCCCAGCAUGUCUAUCCCUUCUUUAAACACAAGUACAGUUUGGCAAAGUUUACACCAGAAUUUAGUUUUACUUUUCUUGACGUGAUUGUUUUAUAAGAAUGUAUGCAUCUUGCUAGGCCACAAAUAAAAGUUUAGUUAGUCGCCGAGGACAUGUUUUGUUGAGACCACAAAGCUGAUCAUUAACAUCACAACCACCCAUGUAUUUGAUGUAGUCAGUGCAGAGCUGAAGUAUUAGCACAUCCACAGUUGCUCCAUCCUUAUUUCUUCUUUUCAGGGUGAUGGAUUGUGGUAUGAAGAAAUAGCUCUUUAAGUCCAUCCAAACAAGGCAUGCCACAUUGCCAUGACAGAUGAAUUCAGAUUGACCUCUCUGCAUUUUCUUUAUCUUUGACAGUUCUUAAGUGUAGAAUUUUCUGUUUGUCAUUGCAGUUCCAACUGCAAAUGUACCUUAAGCAUUGAAUAAAGUGUCCAUGUAUAAAACAGGUGGCCUGUUGAUAAGUCUUACAACAAUGCAGCCAAUAACACCUAGCUUUGGAAUGAUCUGUUUUGCUUGUGUUAAUUUCUAAGUUGAUUAUAUAGCCUGUGUUUGCUUCACAAGUUAUAUAAGCUUUGAAUCCCCAUUUGACGAGUUUUGAUUUUAUGUACUGCUUUAUAGCAAGUCUGCCUUUGCAAGAAAUUUCUUCCUCCAAGCUGAGACAUUGGGACGGUGAAUAAAAGUGUUGACAUUUGUUAAGCUUCAUGUCCAGCAUUGGUCUUACUUUGUAGGUUUUGUCUGUUAGAUCUACAUUGGGGUUCAGCUCAUCAAUAAAAUGAUGUGUCCAUAUAGACAAAAAGUGAACUCUCUGCAUGACACUGCAAUAACCAAGUGUUUUAGUCACAAAUGAUUUGCUCAAACUAGCCUAGUGGUCCUCAUAUUGCUCCAUUGGGAGUUCUGGUACAGUUAGUGUGAUAAAAUCCUUAGCAUAAUAACUGUAUUGCUUUUGUUGUUUCACUGAAGAAUUCUGUCUGUCAGUGUGUCAUUUAUGUUUACCAUAAGUUGAAUAGUUCUGUGUGAUGUUUUUUCCUUUGUAUUCAGCUAUUACAGACUGUUGAUGAGACUGAUAUAUGGGGCGGGCAGAGCAUGGAUUUUUUUACAUGCAGGCCUAUAAUUUUGGGUAGCGGCAUCAAUACGUUUAAAGCUCAGCUCCUAAUCUUGUCUGUCUAGGAAUCUUAAAGCUCAACUUCUAAUUUGAUUGCUGCUUCAAUAGCUUUAGCAAAGACUGGAUAAAACUCAUCAGCAUUUUUUUAAUUGGAAGAUUUUCUACUCUUCAUUUGUUAUGUUCACCAGCUUGCAUUCAAUCCAAAGUUUCUAUCAAGUUUUACUUAGAGACUGUUGUACAAAAAAAAGGUCUUAAUUAUUGAAUCUAAAAUAAUUGUAAAUUCUGAGUCUAUUAAAGCUGUUGCUAAAGUCUUUUCCUUUAAGAUGCUGGGUCUCAGUUUUGCCAUUUAGUAAUAUUUUCCAAAACAUAUACAAUACUUUCAAAUGAUGUCUUAACUCUUUGAGUGAGAAUUUUUUUCAUUGAAAAAAUGGAGUUUUUUCAGGAAGAACCAAAAUGGGAGAGAGGGUGGCACUACAAAAACUACUAUAACUUUUUUAUUUCUUAAAAUAUAUUAAUAUAUUUGGUAUCAAUUUAAAGGGAAAUGAAUGUGUAAAACGUUGAUGUACCGGUAUGAGAUAAAUAAAAUAUCAGUAAAAUAAUUUUUUUUAUAUCAGUUUGAAGUGUGUCAAAAAAUAUUUUUUUUUGAAAAAAUGAAGUAAAAAUCCAACUUAGUGAAAUAAGACACAUUUCCGUACGGACAAUAAAGAUUAUUAUUAUUAUUAUUAUACAUAUUUACAGUUUUUUUCAUCAUCAUUUUAAAUAUGAAUUUGUGUAUGCCAUUUCUUAAAAUAAUCUUUUGGAUGCAGGUGAGGUCUAUCAGGACAAUCACUACAAAUGAAAUGAGUGCGCGCUGGUUUUUUUGGUGUGCUGCACACUUUACACCGGUUUUCUUUAUCAGAAUAGUCAAUUAUAUGCCUGCCUGCAUCUAGCCUGGGGAUAGGAUUUUUCAUAGGUCUUCCUACUACUGGCUUUCUUCUGUCUUUCUCUUCUGGGGGCAUCACAGCAGCUGCUUCCAUACAUAGCGCAUGGACAAGUUGAAUUUUAAAUUUUUUCAAACUGAUCAUUUCUCUUUUUUCUCCAUUUUUGCACAUCAAAUAGAGAACAUGGUCAUUUGAAAUUGUUAUUUCAACUAUCCAGUGAAACAAUUUUUUCCACAUCUUUAUACUUUUUCUGUUCUGUAGCCCGUAGUAGCCAAUUUUCUGAUCGACCAGGUCGCAUCCAUACAUGUACUUGUACGUAUCCACAACAGCAGGCUUCACUUUAUUCUUUAUUUCCCUGUUUUCAGCUUUUGCCAUGGUAGACACAAUAGCUACAGGCUUUUUAGCCUUUUUGUCUUGCCAGCUUACUACCAGUAGUUUUUCUUCAGCUGUCGCCCAAUAUCUAGACUCCUUGUGCCUCAUGGUUAGUUUUUUUUAAUUUCCUCAGGAAAGCCUUUGCGGGUGGUCUGUACUGUUCCAGUAUAAUAUUGCUCUUCUGACAAGAGAUAGUCCACUAGUUUUCUGGUCGUGUAAAAGCGAUCAGCAAAUACAUGGUAACCUCUGCCAAUGACACCAAGCAAAGUCCUAAACAAUAUCUGUACUGCCUGCCCUCCGUCCUUGUCACUGUUUGGGUCAAAUGAGGUGUUUUUCCCAUAAUAUGUCAGAAGAUUGAGAACAUAUCCUGUACAGCUGUCAACAAGCCCAAAGCUUUUGAUGUGAUAUUUAUAAGGCUUUGAAGGAUUAAAUUGCUUGUACUGCCAUCUGCCUUUGAAGCCCUCAAUCAUUUCGUUGAUGGCCACAUUUUGGAAAGGUGUGUAAACGGUGUUGUAAUUAUCAAUCAAGAGAUUGAUGAAAGGCUCUAUCUUGUUUUUACCUUCAGCAUCUGGUUCCCCGCAAUGUAACAUUGAACAAAAUAAGGACAAGAACCUGUCCCUCUCAAACAUUUAUGAGUAAAUCGGAGUAUAAAAAAUAUCAUCGGUUGAGAAGUAAUCCUAGAUGCUUGGUUUUUUGUUCAAGUCCAUAGCUAUGGAUUUAAAAAUUUAAUCAUCUCAUACUUUGUUACAGGUUUCCAGUUGUGAAAUCUUGACCUUCUCCUCAAUGGGAUGUUUUGCUUCACUAUUUUUUAGAGCAUAGGCAUUGAUGUACUCUAUGACAAUAUCCAUGAUGGUACAUGUGAAGAGGGAAGAGAAGCAAUCCAGAAUAGAAGAUGACUGGGAUAAAUAAUUUUCAUGUAUCCCAGGCUCAUUCUUGUUGCAAAACUAAACUGGUUUUUGGUUUUAAAACCAUCUCCUAGCAUUAUCCAGUCAGAGAUAAAUCUAUUUAUAAUAACAUUAUGAUUAUCAUUUAGUUUUCUUUUUUUGCUUUUGCUACCAGCUACUGGGAAACAUGAUAACAAAGAAGUGGGCGUUGCCCCAGCUGUUUCUUCUUCAGCGUCACUGCUUUCACUAGAUCUAGGUCUAAUGCCAUUCUCGUAGUCACUGUCUGAUUAAUACGCAUCAUCACUGUCAUCUGAGGAAAAGUUAUUAAACAUUUCUAAAGCUUGCUGAGCAGUGAUUCGCCUAGAUCUAGAAUUAGUCUCAGGUCUAGAAAGUCCACUACAUUCACCUAAAUCCAUUUUAGAAUCCACUCAAAACGAAAAACACAGUGUCACUAAAACAAAGAUUUGAAAAUAAAACGUGUUCGUAUGUCGUUUAAUCAACUAUAAAAGGAAAGAACAAUCACUCUGUCAACCGUAAAGAAAUACAGAAAUUAAAAAAACGAACUUUAAAAUAAAGAAAAAUCAUGAAACAAACACUAUACCAAGUUACUCAGGGAGAGUAACGCCGCACUCUACAGCGCUAGGGAAGUUACUCCUAGAGAGUAACCCCGCACUGAAAGUGUUAAAGCAAAUAACAGAAUUGUAGCUUUUAACCCAUUGUAUCUAACAAUUGGCAAAUUCACUUUUGACUUAUCUCAUUCCUUGUAAGAAUCUUCUAUUUGCUGAGGUUCUUGGCAUAAACAUGCACUCUAAACUAACUGAAUAUCAAAAGCUUUAAACUCAAAUUCAAGCCAGAUUGGCAUAGAUGUAAUGGUUACAUGAUGUUGCUUCCUUUGAUAUUUCUGCUUGGCAUAGAUGAAAUGAUUUCAAGAUAUUGCUUCCAUUGAUAAAGCUGCAGCAGCACCACAAUAUUGGGAUGACAUUACCGAACAUUCAUUAAUUCCACAACCAAUUAAAAAUUUUAAAUCCAAAGACUCUUAAUAUGAGGGUCGUGGGUUCGAGACCCAUGUUACAGCACUAGACUCUUAUGUUUGUAUUUUUUUAAAAGAAUUUAUUAAUUACAAAAACUGCCUUGAACUUUCUCAUUUAUGUUAAUUAGUACAUAGCAUCCCAUAAUACACCCACUUCUCUUUUUACCUUCUUUUAUCCAACAUGCAUUCCCAUCAUUCCACACUUACACCAUGCUGCAUACUAACUGUAACAAAAUGUCUGCAAAAUGUGUAGGUUAUUUGGUUCUAUAUCAAUAUGUGAUUUCUUGUAUGCACACUCUAAGGCAUCUACAAAUGUUAUGAAAUCUUUGCAAUGCAAAUCUCUUUUGGAGGCACAAUGACAGUUCCUGAAUAUCAGAAAUGUCUGUUUUCAUCAAGCAAGACAAAUUGUUCUCUCUUCAUCAUAGUGUUUGUUAUGCUUCACAUAUGAUUGCUAUGAAUUCAUUUGGUGCUGUUUCGUCCAUAUAUGUGGCAUUUAAUGCUUAGGAUUACGGCUUUAAUUUUUCUCUGUUUUCUAUUAUUUAUGUAAGAGCUGCAGAAUUGAUUUGAUUAACAUCGUGAGAUGGGUUGAGAGGCAUGCUCAUGAAAUUAUUUCCCCUUUAAAAGCUUCCUUGUGGUUAUUGUUUUGUUCUUGAGGUCUUUGCCUAAAAGCUUAGAAAAUGUCUUUUUCACCAGUAUUUGUUAUGGUGUUUAGGGGCUAAUGCUCCCAUAGUUGGCAUUCAAUGCCCAAGAUUUGCACACAAAAAAAACCUAGUUCUACAUGUUUAAGCUUAGCAAAUGUUGUAAGUGGUUAUGUUUCACAUAAUGAAUUCUAUAGUUUUUGUGACUAAUCUUAAGUCAAAAUGUAGCAUUUUAUAAAAGUAUUAUUCAGAAGGCUUUCUUUUACAAUUUGUCAUAGUUUCAACUUAAUAAUUAGGGUCUAUAAUAAAAAAAAAUAAGCGUAUUGUAGUUAAGUGUUCUGUUAACACUAAAUCAUUGAAAGCAAAGAGUAUUCUCAUGACCAAAACCAAAAAAAUCCACAAAUCACAUGUAAAAUUGUCUUUUAUGUCUGAUUCUAUCCCUUGAUUUACUUCCCUUAAAUUCUAUGCACAGUUAUGUUUCAUCUUUUUUUUCCCACUCAGUUCAUUACACCAUAAUUAAUACUACUUCUAUAGGUGGGACCAAAGGCAACUGUCCUAAAGGACUUUUUUUUCUUCUCUGGAUUUGCCAGUGGCUGUUCUGUGUUCAAGUUUUAUCACCAAAUGAUGUCCCCUUCCGACACACACAACAGUCAAAAGCUUAGGUUUUGCUGGUCUAAGAAAGAGAGAAAUAUAAAAAUAAUUAAAACUGCCACAUUUUUGUUUGUUUAUUUUGUAUUUCAGUUACAGUUGAAUUAAAACUGGCUGUCAUUUGUAAUUAAUGUUUUAGGUUUGUCUGUACACAA
Messenger RNA from Biomphalaria glabrata, 10877 nucleotides. RefSeq names its product histone acetyltransferase KAT2A-like. Bases 141 to 2579 code for a protein of 812 amino acids. Gene Ontology annotation, biological process: positive regulation of transcription by RNA polymerase II; chromatin remodeling. Gene Ontology annotation, molecular function: histone H3 acetyltransferase activity; protein binding. The record is from RefSeq and is a predicted model, not a curated record. Gene Ontology annotation, cellular component: histone acetyltransferase complex; nucleus. NCBI's taxonomy places the organism in Eukaryota, Metazoa, Mollusca, Gastropoda, Planorbidae. The transcript is spliced from 17 exons.